UUUAAUGCGGUGGGAGUGGCUGCAUUGAUGCCUACUGCAUGUAAAAGCUUCUGCCUCUCUUUCCUCUCCCGCACUCAAGCUCAUGUGCACGUGUCUGAUGCGUGAGCUUGAACGCUCAUCAACAAUUGUCGGCCAUCAUUUUUCUACUCUUCCUCAACCUUCGUUGGAUGUGUAUGUAAACCCAGACGGGGUUGGUAAAUUGCUGUUUGUCGUGGAUACAUGUGGAUAGUCUGGAUUCUAGUGGAUUCAAGUUAACUGUUGUGGAUGUUUCCUUCCUCCGUGGGAUGAUGGGAUGUUGAUCACCAUAUUACCGGGAGUUUAACGAUGGGAUGGUGACUGGAAUUCAAGCUGUUGACUCCUUGGUUCAUUUUGUCUCGUCAUCUGUGGAUGUACUGUGUUGUGGAUGUUAUUAACCGGCUAAGGUGUUGAGCUUGGAUAUAUUAGUGGACUGUUGAAUUGUUGGAUUUAGUUGAUUGAUUGAGGCGACAGAAUGAGUACCUCACCCCUUGUUGCUGAGGAGGAUUUUGACUUUGAUGUGGCAAGCAUCCGAAAGAAGGAAAAUGCUGACGGGGCUCCGCCGGCCAAGCCGGAGAAACCAGAGAAACUUAUGGCAGACAACACUCCGUCACCGGACGAGGCACAGACAUCAGUGCAAUCAGAUGGUAAUGCCAGCUUCUUAAGAGCAGCAAGAGCUGGCAACCUAGAGAAGGUCUUGGACUACUUGAAGGGCAGCACAGACAUCAACACCAGUAAUGCGAAUGGUUUGAAUGCUCUUCAUCUGAGCUCCAAAGAAGGACACCUGAACAUCGUCAAGGAAUUAUUGAAGAGAGGAGCUAAUGUUGACGCCGCCACCAAGAAAGGGAACACCGCCCUGCACAUCGCCUCAUUGGCCGGUCAACAGCCAAUUGUGAAGGCCCUAGUGGACCAUGGCGCCAACGUCAAUGUUCAGUCUCAGAGCGGCUUCACUCCGCUGUACAUGGCCGCCCAGGAGAACCAUGAGGAGGUCGUCAAAUAUCUACUGAACAAUAACGCCAACCAGAACCUUGCGACGGAGGGCGGAUUCGUUCCGCUCGAGGUCGCCACCCAGCAGGGCCAUUAUAAAAUCGUGGAAACGCUUUUGCAACACCAAUCGCGGCCCAAGUACCCUCCGAAGCAGGAGGAUGGCUACACGCCCCUCGCAGUUGCUCUACAACAAGGACAUGACAAGGUCGUCGCAGUCUUGCUGGAGAAUGAUCGGGCAGGGAAGACCCGUCUACCCGCCCUGCACAUCUGCUCUCGCCGCGACGACACCAAAGCCGCCCUGCUGCUGCUGCAGAGCGGACAUAACCCAGACAUCACAUCAAAGAGUGGAUUCACCCCUCUCCACAUCGCAGCCCACUACGGUCACGUCAACGUAGCCACCCUUCUCCUGCAAAGGGGCGCGUCGGUUGACCAUGCAGCCAGAAAUAACAUCACGCCAUUGCAUGUCGCUGCUAAGUGGGGCCGCGUCAACAUGGUCAACACCCUGCUUGAUCGAGGAGCUAGAAUCGAUGCCAAGACUAGGGAUGGACUGACACCACUUCACUGCUCUGCCCGUAGCGGUCAUGAUCAAUGCGUUGACCAGCUCCUUGAGAGGGGCGCACCAAUCUCUGCCAAGACCAAGAAUGGACUGGCGCCCCUGCACAUGGCAGCCCAAGGUGACCAUGUAGACAGUGCUCGUCUUCUACUCUACCACAAGGCCCCAGUGGACGACGUGACCGUGGACUAUCUGACCCCACUCCACGUGGCCGGUCAUUGUGGUCACCACCGUGUGGCCAAACUACUGCUGGACAGAAAGGCCAACCCAAGUGCCCGAGCUCUGAAUGGAUUCACCCCGCUCCACAUCGCCUGUAAGAAGAACCGCGUCAAGGUGAUUGAGCUGCUUCUAAAGUAUGGCGCUUCCAUUCAUGCAACAACAGAGUCUGGACUGACUCCACUUCAUGUGUCUGCUUUCAUGGGCAACAUUAACAUCGUUGGCUACCUGAUCAACCAUGGCGCUAGUGUGGACGAAACCAAUGUGCGUGGUGAGACUGCCCUCCAUCUCGCAGCUCGCGCAAACCAAAUCGACAUUAUCCGCGUCCUUCUACGCAACGGUGCCAAGGUGGACGCCAAGGCUACUGAGAACCAGACCCCUCUGCACAUCGCCGCCCGCCUGGGCAACGUGGAGAUCGUCACCCUGCUGCUAGAGAAUGGUGCGUCCCCCGAUGCGCAGACGCGAGAUCACUACACAGCGCUUCACAUCGCUUCUAGGGAGGGGAUGGAGGAUGUUGCAGCCGUCUUAUUGGAGCACGGCGCGUCCCUGUCAAUGCAGACAAAGAAAGAGUUUACUCCGCUGCACGUAGCUGCUAAGUACGGACGCCUUGGUGUGGCUUCCCUACUAUUGAGAAACUAUGCAUCGCCUGACGCUACAGCACAGAAUGGCUUGACACCUCUGCACAUUGCAGCCCAUUAUGACAAUCCAGACGUUGCUAUGCUCCUGCUUGACCAGGGUGCAUCACCACACACUGUGGCACAGAACGGUUUCACUCCUCUCCACAUUGCUGCCAAGAAGAACCAGCUUGACGUGGCCACCACCCUGCUAGAGUACGGUGCUGAUUCCAACUCCAUGACCAAGCAGGGUAUCAGCCCAAUCCAUCUGGCUGCUCAGGAGGGUCACACUGACAUGCUGUCCCUACUGCUGGAACGUGGUGCUAAGCCAGACAUCGCUGCUAAGAACGGCUUGACACCCCUCCAUCUGGCUGCCCAAGAGGACCAGCUUGACUGCGCCAAAAUCCUGGUUAAGAACGGCUCUGGAAUCGACCCACGUACCAAGGCUGGUUACACCCCGCUCCACGUGGCUUGCCAUCACGGCAACCUGAAGACUGCUGCCUAUCUCCUGCAGAAUGGUGCUGGUAUCCAGGAAAAGACUAAGCAUGGACUGACUCCUCUUCAUCAAGCCUCCCAGCAGGGUCAUGUAGCCAUCAUUAAUCUCCUGCUGACCAAAGGUGCUGACCCUAAUGAGACAGCCAACAAUGGCUACACUGCCUUGGCAAUCGCAAAGAGGUUUGGCUACAUCUCUGUUGUCAACACUCUAACAACUGUCACAACUGUGGAGACUACCAUUGUUACUUCACCAACCGAUGAGAAGUUGAAAGUUCAAGUUCCAGAGACCAUGAUCAUCUCAUUCAUGUCGGACAACGAGGACGAAGAAUUAGGCAGCCCUGCUGAUGACAUCUCAAUGACUGGAGACAACUCGCUCCUGACUCCUCAAGAGAUCAAGACGAUGGGCGAUGACUCAAUGCCCAUCGCAAACCGCAAAUCAUGGGAAGAGGAAUGGAUGUCCGGGGAACCGAACCUGAGAUACUACUCCGGCAGUGACUCCCUCUCCGGCCGCUACAACACCCCCCAGGGUGGUAAAUACCGCAGCGCCAUGCUCAGCCCCCAAGGCUACAGCACCAUCGACUCUCGCGUCAGCACCCUCAGCCGAGAAAUCCCACUCAGUGAGGCGGAGGAGAGCUUCGCAGACAACGGCGAGGUCAUCAUGCGCUCAACGGAGGUCACCGUAGAGCAUGCCGCACCGCUUAUGUCCUCCAGUCCGGCGGUCCGCAACUCGUUCGUGACUACCCCAGAGGGGAAGAGAGUGUCCGUGGGCGACCCGUACAUGGAUGAUGACGGCAAGCUGAUUACCGGGAUGGUGUACGGACAGAAUGGACGCCCAAUUUCAGCCGCGCUGAGCGACAACGCUCCGAUAAACAGUGUACCAAUAUUUGCCGGCUUCCUGAUCAGUUUCAUGGUGGAUGCCCGUGGGGGAACCAUGAAAAGCUGCCGUCUACCGGGCCUUCGCGUGGUCAUCCCGCCCAAACGUGCCUCCGGACCCACCCGCGUCACGUGCCGACUGAUCAAGAAGAGCAAGCUGACCACGCCACCGCCUCUCCUGGAGAACGAGUCUCUGGCAACGCGUGUCUGUGAGAUCGGUCCAUCCAACACGCAGUUCCUCGGUGGCUUGGGCAACAAACUCGUUCAUUGCCCACCCCUGAAUGAUGGCGAGCAACUUGUUAGCGGUAUAAUGGAGUUUGGGCCUCCCGCCGAAAAGUUCAUAGGUCCCGUUCUGAUCGAGGUUCCACACUUCGCAUCGUUGAGGGGCAAGGAGCGAGAGAUCGUCAUCUUGAGAAGCGAGAAGGGUGACACAUGGAAGGAGCACUCCCUGGAUGCUAAGGACACCGAGGUCCACAAGGCUCUGGAAGGUUAUGAAGGAGAUGCAGAUGACAACAAUUUGAACUCUGACCGACGUCUGUGUCGCAUCGUCACCAAUGACUUCCCACAGUACUUUGCAAUCAUCUCCCGCGUUCGGCAGGAGACCAACACCAUCGGGACUAGCGGAGGAAUGCUGAGCUCCACCGUGGUCCCUCAGGUCCAGGCCGUAUUCCCUGAAGGGACUCUGACUAAGAAGAUUAAAGUGGGUCUCCAGGCCCAGCCGGUCAGCAACGAGGUAGUCAAGAAGGUACUGGGCAACCGCGUGAUGGUCAGCCCCAUCGUGACCAUCGAGCCCCGACGUCGUAAGUUCCACAAGGCGAUCACGGUGACCAUACCCAUCCCGAACAACCAAGGCAUCAUCAAUGGUUACGGAGGGGACACCCCUACUCUGAGACUCCUCUGCAGUAUAACAGGUGGUACAUCACCUGCUCAAUGGGAAGACAUCACAGGCACGACCCCUCUUACAUUUGUGGAUAACUGUGUCUCAUUCACUACAACUGUCUCAGCCAGAUUCUGGUUGAUGGACUGCAAGGAGAUCGACCAGGCGGGUAACUUUGCCCGAGAGCUUUACCAUGAGCUGAAGGCUGUACCUUUCAUGGCCAAGUUUGCCAUCUACGCCAAGACCCACGAUCCCAUCGAGUCUCGCAUCAGAGUCUUCUGUGUGACAGACGACAGGACGGAUAAGACUCUAGAGCAGCAGGAGCAGUUCAAGGAGGUAGCAAGGAGCAAGGACGUUGAGGCUCUAGAAGGCAAGCCAAUCUUCAUCGAGAUGGCCGGCAACCUGGUCCCCGUCCAGAAGUCAGGGGACCAGCUUCACCUCAUGUUCUCUCCCUUCCACGAGAACCGGUUACCGUUCUUCGUGCGAGUGCGGGACUCGGCAACGGAGCCCUGCGGUCGCCUCUCCUUCAUGCAGGAGCCCAAGGUCUCCAGGGGGAUGCCACCUCAGAAAGCUCUGUGCAACCUGAAUGUAACUAUGCCACCCUUCGUCAAGGUCAAACGGCAGAGCGAAAGCGAAUCGGAGAGUGAUAGCAGUGAGGAGGAGUACAAAAUGGAGAAAGGGCAGAGGGAACAGUAUUCCCAGCAAAAAGAAGGAAAAACUACCAUCACACAGAUCUACUCACUCACUCGUGUGGAUGAGUACCCUAAGGAUGAAGCCGCCAGCAAUCUUAACUUUGCAUCCAUCAAGUUACGCAAGAGGUAUACAUUCCUUCAGGACCCUACAAUGAGCCCGAGAAGUUCCCAUGCUAGGGCAGAGAUCCGCCUGAUGCAGGUCGCCAAGGAGAUUGGUACCGACUGGCGGGCGCUCGGCCGUACCCUCGGGGUCAGCGAAUCCGACCUCCAAGAGAUUGAGAAUGAGAAUGAUGAGAUUGAAGAGCAAGCCUUCGUCAUGCUCCACACGUGGGCAGAGAAGGCAAAGGAAGAUGCAACAACCGACAAACUUGCAGAUGCACUAAAUUCAAUUGGCCGUAGAGACAUCGUGGAGAAGUGUCUAGAAGAGUACGCAGUAAUGGACGUCUCGAUCGAUCAUCCUGAAGAAGACCCAUCAGACUUCCUCAGGGACAUGGAGAAGGCCAUGUACAAGGCAGGCCAAGAUCAUGAUGAGGACAGAAGCAGGCCAUCAGGAAUCACCAUUGACAUCACAGGGGAGGAUGGAGGAGCGUUCCAAGAGUUGCAGCAGGAACUCGAGGCUGAUAAGGAUGUAGACAUUUACAGUCCUAACAGAUCAGUCGUUACUGAGGUGCACCGUACUACAAUCACAACAAGAACUGAGACGCGUGUUCCUUCUGAUAUUGAGAAUGCCGUCAAGGAACAAGCUAAAGACGAAGUCGCAGAGAGUUUGAUCAAGGAGUUGAAGGAAGAAGCGAUUGCUGCAGGAAUCCCUGAGGAUGCCGGUGCGGCUGAGCUUUAUGAGGAGAUGAAGGAGGAGAUACUUGAGAAACAUGAAGAGGAGAGACGGGAGAUGCAGUUUGAACCCACAGUGGACGUCCUGGAAGAAAGCCAAGAGGAAGACAGACAAACACCCACUGAAACCAAGGCUAUACCAGGAGACACAAGUCAAACAUUCUCAACCCGAACGGUUGUACGAACCACAACUCAGGUACGGACCCAAGUUGUGACCGAUACCCAGAAGGACAAACCUCUCGAGUCCGAGUCCGAAUCCUCGGCCGAGACGGAGAUAUUCGUCGGUACUGAUGAAGCGGCGAAGACUGAACCCGCAACUCCGGAGAAGCAUGAGUUUUUGUACACUGAGAAACACGCCCCAGUCAGGAUUGAAGUGGAGGAAGCUCCAGAUCGUACUUCUGACUCUGACGUUGACGAGUACAUCGUGGUGACCAGUCCACCAAUUGAGAUUAUUAGCUCCACAAAGACGACAGAGGAGGAAGGGAUAAACCCUCACUAUGAAGCAGGACCUGAAUCCAUCAAUGAAGAUGUCGUGACAGCCGAUUCAAGACCAGAUGAAGAAGGUAUUAACCCCUACUAUGAGAUGCAACCCGACUCAGUCGAGGAGCCUGAGAUCUCAACCACCUUCGAGUCGACCGUCCAAGGCAUCAACCCAGACCUGAUCUGUGAUCCAGAACCUCUUGACGACUCAUCCCGAAUCUGUGGCCCGGAUCUCACAGACAACAAGUACACCGUGAACCACGGUGCUCAGGCCUUUGACGAGAGCCCGGUUUCGCCGUACGAACGCGAAGUCGGCAUCACCACGUUUUCCACUUAUCACCAAGUGACCGUCCGCACUGGUCUGGAGUCUAGUCCGGAGACUGACCGCUCGGAGUCGGACUUUCCACAUGGUCCGUCGUCUGAGGUGACCAUCGCGACGACGCAACCUGGGAGACAAGCCACUACACCUCUGGAAUGUUAUUCAGAGGAAAUCCAAGCUGACCUCCAGGAUGAUCAUGUAGAGGACUCACAGGAGAGAGUGGUUGAACAGGUGGAACAGAAAGAGCCCCAGAGAGGAGGGGAGAGCCUCCAGGAAGCCCCCCUGCCAGAAGAGGAACUUCCCAUUGAGCAUUCUACAUCACCAGAACCAGACAUCUAUGGUACAUCUACAUACCAUGAAGAAACGGUGACCACGACCACUACUAAGGUUACUAGGACUGUUCAGAUCGGAGAAGAAAUUUUUGACACUUCUGAUUCAUCAACAUCUACAGUUGUUACUGAAAUCAGAGAUGCUCCUGUUGAAUUCCAUGACAUUCAACAAGAAAGGGUAGUUGUGGAAGAGGUUGAGCAGGAAGAACAGCCCAAAGAGGAGGAGAUUCCUGAGAAUGAACCAGUUCUAGAGGAGAGGGAGAAAGAAGAAGAGGAUGUCAAGGAAACUUUUGAACCACAUGAGGAAAUGGCAGAAGAGUCUCCUCGAGAGGAACCGACAGAGCAAGAAGAGGAAAUAAUAGAACAAACUGAGGAGAUAGAAGAAGAGAUUCCUGAAGAAGACACAGCACUGGAUGCUACAGGGGGAGACAUGUCAGUGCAGACAACUGUUCAUAAAACGGAAACCAUUGUGCACAAAGAAGUUGUUACUGUAAUAACAACUGGAGACCAAGCUUUUGAGGGAGAAGCUCUUCUCAAGGAAAUGCCAGAAAAGGAUGUCAAAGAGGAACCUGAAGUGGAAUCUCUGUCUUCGGAAGAGGAAAUACUUGUGGAAGAAGAACCAAUUCCUGUGGAAGAAGAACCACUUUUUGAAACAGAACCCAUUCCUAUGGUAGAGAAAAAAGUUGUGGAAGAAGAACCCAUUUUUGUGGAAGAGGAACCAUUUCUGGAAGAAGAACCACUUCCUGUGGAAGAGGAACCACUUGUUGAAGAAGGCCCAAUUCCUGGAGAAGAGGAAAAAGUUGUUGAAGAAGAACCUCUUCCUGUGAAAGAGGAACCACUUGUUGAAGAAGAACCAAUUCCUGUGGAAGAGGAACCACUUGUUGAAGAAGAACCUAGUCCUGUGGAAGAGGAAAAUGUUGAAGAAGAACCUGUGGAGGAUGUUCCACAAUUUAUUCCUGAAGAAGAAGUUAAACAGGAAGUUCAUACUGAAACCCAUGUGAGUAUUCAGCAGACUGUUGUUCAGACUACCAUUGUUCAGGAACAGAUUCGGGAUGUAUCAGAAGAAGUACAAAUGCAGGAGGAAAUUCAAGAGGAGGUUGAAGAAAAUGUUCAAAUAGAAGCGGAGCCUGUUCAGGAGGAAGAAGAAGAACCUGAAACGGAAGUUGAGCCAGAGCCUGUUGAGGAGAAACGAGAGCCUGAAGAGGAAGUUGCUCAAGUAGAAGCAGAGCCUUUUCAGGAAGAACAAGAAGAGCCUGAAGAGGAAACUGCUGAAUUUGAGUGCGAGCUGAUGCAGGAGGAAGAAGAGCCUGGAGAAGAAACUGCUGAAGUUGAGCCUGAGCCAAUUCGAGAAGAACCAGAGCAUGUUCAAGAAGAACCUGUGGAAGAACCAGAGGAGGUUCCUCCAGAGGUGGAGGAUGUUGCACAAUUUAUUCCUGAAGAAGAAGUUAAACAGGAAGUUCAUACUGAAACCCAUGUGAGUAUUCAGCAGACUGUUGUUCAGACUACCAUUGUUCAGGAACAGAUUCGGGAUGUAUCAGAAGAAGUACAAAUGCAGGAGGAAAUUCAAGAGGAGGUUGAAGAAAAUGUUCAAAUAGAAGCGGAGCCUGUUCAGGAGGAAGAAGAAGAACCUGAAACGGAAGUUGAGCCAGAGCCUGUUGAGGAGAAACAAGAGCCUGAAGAGGAAGUUGCUCAAGUAGAAGCAGAGCCUGUUCUAGAAGAACAAGUAGAGUCUGAAGAGAAAAGUGCUGACUUUGAGUGCGAGCUGAUGCAGGAGGAAGAAGAGCCUGGAGAAGAAACUGCUGAAGUUCAGCCUGAGCCAAUUCGAGAAGAACCAGAGCAUGUUCAGGAAGAACCUCAAGAGGCUGAAGAAGAGCCCAUUCCUAUGGUAGAGGAAACGGUAGAAAAAGAACAAGAGGAGGUUCUUCCAGAGGUGGAGGAUGUUGCACAAUUUACUCCUGAAGAAGAAGUUAAACAGGAAGUUCAUACUGAAACCCAUGUGAGUAUUCAGCAGACUGUUGUUCAGACUACCAUUGUUCAUGAACAAAUUCGGGACGGGUCAGACGAAGUACAAAUGCAGGAGCAAAUACCACAGCAGCUUGAACCUGAGGAAAUUGAAGUGGAGGUUGAGGAUGAAGGCAAGCCUGCAGAAGAAGUUGCUCAAAUAGAAACGGAGCCUGUUCAGGAGACUGAAGAAGAACCUGAAAGGGAAGUUGCUGAAGUUGAGCCAGAGCCACUUCAGGAAGAACAAGAGGAGCCUGAACAGGAAGUUACUGAAUGUGAGCCUGAGCCGAUGCAGGAGGAAGAAGAGCCUGAAGAGGAAAUUGCUGAAGUUGAGCCUGAGCCAAUUCAAGAAGAACAAGUAGAGCCUGAAGAGGAGGUUCUUCCAGAGGUGGAGGAUGUUGCACAAUUUACUCCUGAAGAAGAAGUUAAACAGGAAGUUCAUACUGAAACCCAUGUGAGUAUUCAGCAGACUGUUGUUCAAACUACCAUUGUUCAUGAACAAAUUCGGGACGGGUCAGACGAAGUACAAAUGCAGGAGCAAAUACCACAGCAGCUUGAACCUGAGGAAAUUGAAGUGGAGGUUGAGGAUGAAGGCAAGCCUGCAGAAGAAGUUGCUCAAAUAGAAACGGAGCCUGUUCAGGAGGAUGAAGAAGAACCUGAAAGGGAAGUUGCUGAAGUUGAGCCAGAGCCACUUCAGGAAGAACAAGAGGAGCCUGAACAGGAAGUUACUGAAUGUGAGCCUGAGCCGAUGCAGGAGGACGAAGAGCCUGAAGAGGAAAUUGCUGAAGUUGAGCCGGGGCCAAUUCAAGAAGAACAAGUAGAGCCUGAAGAGGAGGUUCUUCCAGAGGUGGAGGAUGUUGCACAAUUUAUUCCUGAAGAAGAAGAAGUUAAACAGGAAGUUCAUACUGAAACCCAUGUGAGUAUUCAGCAGACUGUUGUUCAGACUACCAUUGUUCGUGAACAAAUUCGGGACGAGUCAGACGAAGUACAAAUGCAGGAGCAAAUACCACAGCAGCUUGAACCUGAGGAAAUUGAAGUGGAGGUUGAGGAUGAAGGCAAGCCUGCAGAAGAAGUUGCUCAAAUAGAAACGGAGCCUGUUCAGGAGGAUGAAGAAGAACCUGAAAGAGAAGUUGCUGAAGUUAAGCCAGAGCCACUUCAGGAAGAACAAGAGGAGCCUGAACAGGAAGUUACUGAAUGUGAGCCUGAGCCGAUGCAGGAGGACGAAGAGCCUGAAGAGGAAAUUGCUGAAGUUGAGCCUGGGCCAAUUCAAGAAGAACAAGUAGAGCCUGAAGAGGAGGUUCUUCCAGAGGUAGAGGAUGUUGCACAAUUUAUUCCUGAAGAAGAAGUUAAACAGGAAGUUCAUUCUGAAACCCAUGUGAGUAUUCAGCAGACUGUUGUUCAGACUACCAUUGUUCGUGAACAAAUCCGGGAUGUGUCAGACGAAAUACAAAUGCAGGAGCAAAUACCACAGCAGCUUGAACCCCAGGAAAUUCAAGUGGAGGUUAAGGAGGAGCCUGAAGAGGAAGUUGCUGAAGUUGAGCCUGAGCCAAUUCAAGAAGAACAAGAAGAGCCUGAAGAGGAAGUUCAGCCUGAGCCUAUUCGGGAGGAAGAAUCACCUGAACAACUUCAUGACAUUGCACCUGAGCAUGAAGAGGUUGAAGUUGAACAUAAACCUGAGCAUGUUCAGGAAGAACCAGAAGAGGGUGAAGAAAUAGCAGACAGAACAACAGUCAUCCAUACGGUAGUGCAGCAUACCAUUGUUCAGUCUUCUGUUUCUGCCCAACAAAGUAUGCCUGUUGUGUUUGUAGCUCCUGUCAAGAUUGCUGAGCCCUGUGAAGAACUUGAAGAUGAACCUGUUGAGACUGUUGAACAAGAAGAGCCUGAGGAGGAAGUUGCUGAAGUUGAACCAGAGCCUGUUGAGGAAGAACAAGAAGAGCGUAUAGUUGAACCAGAAAUUGUUCAGGAGGACGAAGAAGAACCUGAACAGGAAUUAAUUGAAAUUGAGCAUGAGAUUGUUGAGACUGUUGAACAAGAAGAGCCUGAAGAGGAAGUUCCUAAUCAGGAGGAAGAACAGCCAAGAGAGGUAGUUGUGGAAGUGGAACUUGAGCCCUAUCAGGAAGAGGAAGAGGAGCCUGUUCAGGUGAAACAGGAAGAAGAGGAAGAAAUAGCAGACACAAGACAAAUUAUUCACACAGAGUCGCACACAGUGGUACAGCAUACCAUUGUUCAGUCCUCUGUUUCAGUCCAACACUCUAUGCCAGAAGAGUUGGAAGCUCCUGAAUUGAUUGCUGAGCCAGUUGAGGAGAUUGAACAAGAACAAGAACAAAUCACAGAAGACCUUCAGGAGGAGCUAGUGGAAGAAGACACUGAAGAUAUUGAAGAAGAAACAGAGGAAGGCAGAAGAGAAAUUGUCCACACUGAAACCCACACUGUUGUGAAGCAGACCAUCAUUCAUUCUGUGGUUCACCAAGAGCCACCAGCAGGUUUUGAGGCUGCACCAGAAGACGAACAAAAUCUUCUUGAAGAUACAGAACAACCUGAAGAAGUGAUUGAAGAACCAGUUAUUGAAGAGCCAGAUGAAACAGAAGCUUUUUUGGAGGAACAAGUUGAACCUGUUGAGUCAGCUGAAACAGAAAAGGAAUAUGAACAGGAGGUUCCAGAACAAGAAGAGCUUGAAAAACUUGUUGAACAGGUUGAAGAAAGAGAGCCUGAAGAAGAUAGCCCAGAAGAGGCUGAAAUUGUUGAACCUGUUGUGGAAGAAGUCCCGGUUUCAAGUGACCAGGAUAUGGAGGAAAAAGUUGAGGAAGCUUUUGAGAUUGUAGACAUAGAAACAGAAGAAGCAGAAGUUCCAGAUCGGCUUGCGGAGCCAACAGUUGAUCAAUCUGAAGAACUUACAGAGUACAAAGACAAGAUGUUAACAGAGUCAACCAUCCAAUCAGUCACUCGCACUAUAGUACAGCAGACCAUUAUUCAGUCAACUGUUCAGAGGGCAGCUGAAUUGGAGUCGGAACAGGCUCCUGAGUCAGAUGAAGCUUUGUUGGAAGAACCAUUUGAGAUGGUGGACAUGAGAGAUAUUCAAGAACAAGAUGGGGAACAAGAAGAAAUUUCGCAAACUGUAGAAGACGAUCUUGAGGAUGCACAAAGAGAAGAUGAACCUGUACCAGAAAUGGAACCCAUCGACGACCAAAGAGUGGAAGAGGAGCUGACAUAUGAAGAUGAACCAAAACAAGACAUUCCAGAGGAUUUUCAAGAAGAGCAGGUGCAAGACCAACAAGAGUAUGAGGUGACACCUGAAGAUGCAGCUGAAGCUGAGUUAGGAAUUGCAAGAGAAAUCAGGGUAGUAGAGGAGAGUGUGUCCAUUCAUAGAAAGGUUGUUACUACUACAUCCACCGCGGUAACUGCACAAGAAGAAAAUCAGGAGGUAGAUGAAAGUCGACCAUUGCAAGAAGAGCCCCACCACAUUGAGGGGGAGCCUAUGUUUAGAUAUGAUGUUGACCAAGCAGAGCCAAGAGAAGAUGAAGAAGUUUUGGAAGCAGGGGAGGAUGAAGAGAUUCUUGAAGACAUUCCACGAUCACCAUUUCCACAGUUAGAGGAAACAGAGGACAGUGUAAAAGAAGAGCCAGAUCUUGAAGAGGAGGAUACCCUAGAGGAAAUUGAAGAUGACCAGGAUGAGGAGUAUUCAGCAGAUGGAGCCACAGCAGAAGAUGCCGAUGUAGAAGAUAAUGUUCCUGAGGAUAGACAAGAGGAAACUUCCAAGACUCCUGAGAUUCUUGAUAUCACAGAAUCGUACUCCAGUCAGAGUUAUAGUCAUCUACAGAUCCAACACACCAUGGUUGUUGAGUCUCCUUCCACACCUGAAAUGAUUUCAAGAGCUGAUGACAGUGACAAAGAGGAUGGGAGGCUUAGCCCUAAUAUUGAGACGGAGGAUCGUCGAUCGAGCUUGGAGGUGAUCCAUAUCGAGCAGAAGUAUCUUGUUGAUACCUCUUCUGCUGACCUUCCAGUAGAGCAAGAAAUAAUCCAAGAAACCGAGACUGCAGAAUAUGUUGCCCCUCCAGAAGAUCUGGAGUUGGAUGAAGACAAAAUUGAGGAGGAUGACCUCCCAAAAACUCCAGAAAUCUUUGCCAUUCCCGACUCUCCGAUCGAAUCAGAUGAGGGUCUCACUGAAGCUAGCGGAAUAGCAGAAGAUAUGACCUUGUCAGCUCCACAAGACUUAGAUCUUCAGCAGCACUAUGAAUACUCUGAUACCCUGCAGACUCCAGAAAUUCAAGAACUGCCGGACACACCUGAGUCGCUUCCUGAGCCUCUGGUUGAGCCAAUUUCAAUUCCAGAUGAAGAGAAUCUGGGAGAGGAAGAGGAAGAGACCGUUACAGAGGAACAGGUACAACCAGAAGUUGAGGAAGAAGAGGCUACGAUGGUAGAUGGACCAACUGAGCAACAUUACUAUGACCAAAACCUAGUUGCUGCAGCAGUUAUGGACCAGGUAGCUGAGCAAGAGGAUGUUGAGGACCAGGUAGACGAGCAAGAGCAUGUUGAGGACCAGGUAGCUGAGGAGGAGGAGAUUGAAGAAGUUGAGCUGGACUCUCAGCCCAAAGAGGAAGCUGAAGAAGAACUCCAAGAGGAGGACAUGGCUCAAUCUGCAGAAGAACCUGAGGCUGAGUUGUUUGAGCCCAAGGAAGACCUAGAGCCGUUGACCCCACUUCCUACCCCUGAGGAUGAAGAGAAAUCUUUAGCUCAAGGAACAGAAGUUUUGGAGAGUAGUGAGGUAAAAGCUCGCCUUGAAGAGGAGAUCCGUCAAGAUAACCUGUCAGAAUCAACAACCACUGAGUACUCCUACACUCAAACUACUGUUGUAACUCAACAGUCCACCACUGUCGUCCGGGGUGAACCUGAUGAUGAAGGAGCAGAUUCCAUUUCUCAUCCUGGGCAACCUGAGCCAGUGUCAGGAUCAGAGGUUGAGAUCCAACCUCCUGAAGCUCAUCAGCCACCUCCACACAAGCUUGCCCCUCCUCCCGGUGAAGAGCAAGGAGAGGUAGCUGAUGAAGUAGACAGCCCAACCAAACCAAUAGCAGCUGGAGUUGUAGGCUCUACUGUCAUCACAAGCACUUUUGCCAUGAGCACAAUUGAAUUUUCUGGCUCGGACGAAAUCAGACCUCAAGAGCCUGCAGAAGAUGCAGACAUUGAAUAUGAUUCUGAACCAGAAACUGUCGAGGAUGAUGAAGGGAUGUAUGAAGAAGAAGCUCCAAGAGACGAAGAGAGAGACGUUGCUGAGGCAGAAGAUCAAGAGCAAGAAGACUCUCAAAAGGAAGACGAAAUUGUUGAAGAUGCUGCAUCUCAAGAGAGAUCGGAACCUGAGGAGGCAGUAGAUGAAGGAGAAGUAGAAGAGGAAGGGAUUCAAGAGUUCAAAGAAGAAUCAAUCCAGGAGCAGGAGAUGCAAAAUGAUGAGUUCACUCCUCUUGCUGAUGUCCAAGAGGAAGAUGAGCCACUCUCAGAGGAGGAGAGAGAGUUGGCUCAGCAAGAGGAGCAAUACAUAGUGGAGGAACAGGAAGACAAUGUAGAGAGUAGCUUCACAGAGUCAUCAGAGUUCACCACACGCACAGUCUUUGCGGAGGUCCACAGAGAGAGAGUGGUGGUGUCCAGCACUGCUGAAGCUGUGGAGUCUACACCAGAGGAUCUGGACCAAUCUGAGCCACAACAACCAACAUUUGACCAAUCAGAGCCACCAAUCGAUGAGAGUUUUGAGAGUGAGCUGAGGCCAAGUGAACCUGAAAGACCCAGAGCUUCUCAAGAAGACAUUGAUGCCUUAGCAGCAGCACUUAAUGACUUGCCAGCAUUGAAUGAGGAGCCGGAAGAUGCCCCAAUGCCCGAUGAGCCGGUCAACGGAGAACAAGAAGACGAGUUGUUCAUCCAGGGGCAGAGCCUCAACCUGGAGGAGUCAGCCCCGCCCACACCACGCCAACAAGAGGAUAGGCCUAAGAUCCUGACUCCCAGUGAUGAAGAAGAACUGCAAGAUCUAUGGGACCUGUCUACUAGUAUUCCUGUUGGUGCGACGUCGUCGUCAUCAGACUACACCCCAGCCCAGUCGCAGUCGGUUCCCGUCGUGGAGCUAGCACCGGACUUUAAUCAGUACGACGAGGCAUCACUCUCUGACCGUCAGUCAGAAAGUCCACCCAGCAGUCCUGAAGAGACAGGCCCACGGAUACCUAAAACCCCAGAUAUUACUGACUUGGAUGAAAGUCCAUUUUUCCAAGCGGAUCUACCUAAGAUCCAUACCCUACCAACGGUGGAGUUCCCACCAGAGGGCCAAGAGCCUGUGGAUGAAAAUGGCGAACCCAACAGCACCGUCUCAAAAUCUGUGUCGUCAGACCCUAACGAGGAUGUCCAAGAGAUAGUGGAAGAGUUCGAGGAGACCCUUCCGGACGGGACAAUCCGUAAGGUCACCAAGAAGAGGAUUAUUCGAAGGGUCAUGCAGACUGUAGAGUAUGACCCCAACGAUCCCAACUUUGUCAUGCCACAGGGCGAGCCAGAUGAGGAUGGGGUACACAGAAUCACUGUCCACAAGAAAACGAGUCGUAAGACGACUAUCCGCGACGGUGAGGAGGUCGACGUGACGGAAGACGUCUCAACAAACGUCGAGGAGGACGGGCAAGAAAUAGAAAGCAGCGAACUUAGAGAGGACCUCCAGAAGAUGGUCGACCAGUUCCUCACAGAAGGUGGCGGAACGACGACGGUUGAAGUAACGGAGGAGGCUGAGGAAUCGGAAAUUUAAACUCUCGGAAAUUUUAAAUUUAACUGUUUAUUGUUUUCAUGUUUCUCUAACUCGAGUUUGCCAGAGACUUCUCCGAAAUUCGAGACGAUGAUGGUAAAAGUAACAGAAAAAGCUGAAAAAUUGAAAAUAACGAAGCUUUUGGAAAUUUAAAAUUUAGCUGUCUGUUGUUUUCAUGUUUCUCUUACUCGAGUUUGCCAGAGACUAAUCAGAAAUUUGAGAACUUUUGGAAAAUAAUUGUUUGUAAUCUUCUUCCCUCGAUAGCUACUUUAUUUCAAGUUGUAAGUAGAGGUGCUAUUUUUCCCCCUCCUCUUCUCUUGAGUUUAGUAAAGAUGUAAAAUUGUUGUCGGAACAGAACGCCGGUGUAGCUGUAAUGGAAUUUAAGAAAUGUUUACUGUGACGUUUUGAAGACUGUCUUCUUCGCCACUUUCUUGGGAUUUCGCGGCAGUUUUUUUCUCCUGUUUAGAAUUGCGUCGGAUGAUGCAAGUGUAUUUUAGUGACGUAGAUUUUAGGUUAUUCAGCUGUACAGAUCUGUUGGCUUGUGUAGGUAAUUGUUGCUGCAUAAAAAUAGCCACAUGUUAAAAGUUGAUGUUUCCAAUCGUAGCAAAAAAGGUUAAUGGCUAAUAUUAGCGUUAGGUCAUAGGUCAUGUGGUACUGAGAGGUCAAAGUUCACUGAAGUAUCACUGGUUCUCAAUGAGUGUACCGGUAAAUAGGAAACACUGUCAAUUUAGCUGAGAUUAUGAAUUAAAUAUUCUAGCUGUUGGAAAUUAGGACACAUGCAUGUUUGGUGUCUGACACGACCCAACAUUACUGAUCUUGUAAUGAUGUUAAAAUAUAAAACAUGUAGUUGAUGUUAAACAACGUGGCACAUUAAUGGUGAAAAUUUAUUGUUGAAUGUUACAAAACUGGAGAAUUUCUCGUUGUAAUGUCAGCUAAUGUUGAAUGUUACGUCAAGUAUUUCUGCUUGAUAAGCGAUUUUCGCUCUAUUAAACUUGGUUUUGAAUUCUUAUUUUCUCAGACAUGCAUUGAUAAAAUUGGGAGACCUAUAACAAGAUAAAAACCAACUGGUUCAAAAAUCCUCCUUUUGUGAAAUUUAUUAAUUUUGAUACAUUUACAAAACGUUAUUCCUCAAUAUUCCUCAUUGUGAGUGAAUAUUUUCCAAUUUUUUUCAUGCUUUUGUUUUUUCUGAGGUUUUUUCCCCUCUUAAACUGUUUUGAUGGACAUCUCUAGUCGAUAGUAGUUACUUUAUUCUAUAAUAGACUAAACAAGCGACUGUAGAUUUGGCGUACACUGUAGACUUUAUUUUGCAGUUGAAUGGAAUUCCUUUUACGCAAUUUUUUGAGAUUUUAUAAAAACAGAAUUUGUUGUUUGAAUGAUGUGCCGAAAAGAGUCUGAAAACCAGCAGAUAAUUCUGAUUAGAGUUUGCGUUACAAUUUUAAAGAUGUUUACAAAUAAUUAGACUUUGUUUUUUUGUUUCUGUGGGUUAAAAAAUUUAUAAAGUUGUUAAUGGUUUUCCAGAAAUUUAAUGACCGCGGUGUAAGGUGAAUUUGUAAGGCCAAAUGGCAAAGGCCCUAAAAAAUAGAUAGAUGACGGGGAAAUAAAAAAAUUGAAAUAAAAUGCAUAUAUUGAUGUAGGCGGUACCAAUAUAUUCACCGUGUGCAUUGUCUGAUAUAAAACUGCUAACUGUUUGACUGUGUAGAUCAAACACUGUACGUGCUCAAUGGAUUCCAAAAAGCAGAUACAAUUAUUGCAUGUGUAGUGAAAAGUUUAGAUGCUUUUUUUUUGCACCAUACAAAUAUUCUUGACUGAACGGUUGCAAUUUGUGAUAACUUUACCCUACCAGGGGUGUGUUUUCGCAGUCAUAACCUAUAACGGUUUUGGUGAAAUUGGUUAAUCACUAACCAAUGACCGAAACAGUUUUUGGUUAGAGCCGGGAAAAUGCACCUCAGAGUCUUUUAUAAGAUUCUGAUAAUACCGUAAUAGGCCUAAUGUUUCUAAAGCAUGUUUAAAAUACUUAUUACAAAACUGUUGUUAUUAUAAAGUGAAUAAUCAAAAUUGGUAAACAUCUUUAUCCUAGUUAAAGUCGGUAUAAAAAACGUGUAUUGAUGCAGUACUUUUUUGAGAGAUCGUAUCAAAAACUUUUUUUUUUUUCCUGGAGCAAAGAUGGUUCUUUUAAGGCAGUUCCGAGAUUUAUAUAGCAUUAUAGUGUAGAAUGUAUGUAAACGAUAUUAAGAAGGGACGCUAAAAUGGAACAGACAAUUUACUGAUGAUAGCCAGGGACAGAAAUGUGUUUCGUAUGUGGAAUUAUAUAAUGGUAUUGGUAAAUUUUAAAGUAUGGUUAUUGCUAGUUGGGGGGGGGGGGGCCUUGAAUGGUAAACUGAAAUUCAGAAAUGAUUUAGAAAAGUCUUGGGUUCCAAAAUAAUGCGGAAGAUAAAAAGGACUGUCAAAAUUAAUGUAAAGAUUAUUAAGGCAUUGUAUAAAGUAGUAUGCUGGCAGAAUGAUAUGGAAUUAUUGGUGUUAUGGUAGCUUAUGUGGUAAUAAUAGUAAAAUAACAGGGCCCGAUUUCAUAGAGCUGCUUAAGCACACAAAUUUGCUAAGCACCAAUCAAUAUUUGCUAACUGGAAAAAGGAUACCGGCCAACAUACCAUGUUAUCUGCACAGUUUGUGACAGGUUUCUUGCUGGUAAGCAGGAAUUUUUGAAGCAAUAUUUUCUGCUUGAGCAACUCUAUGAAAUUGAGCUCAGGUCCCCUGAAGCUGUUAAGCAUGAAAGAUCUGCUAAGCAACAGCCAACAUGACAUGUGUGGCUUUAGCUGGGUGUGGCUUGAUAGGCAGCAACAGCCAACAUGACAUGUGUGGCUUUAGCUGGGUGUGGCUUGAUAGGCUUGCCACCCUGAAAACUUAAGCAAUGUUUUCUGCUUAGCAGCUUCCAGUGACAUUGGGGCGUGGUUGGUGGACUCAUUAUGGAAAGAAUGUUUAACCUCUUUUUAACUUCAGGAUCCUUAGGAUCUUUGAAUAAAUAUAACAAAAGAGACAAACUUAAAAGCAUUGUAAGUAAGACGCUACGUGUAACCAUUCAAGUUAAUUGCUCUUCUUUUUACAGUAAGUCGAAAUAUGCAUACAAAUAUUGUGCCGUUACCUGUUCCUUAAACAAAUAAACCGUAGUGAUUAAGAGAAUUCUUGAGGUUUUUAUGACACUUGUACCAAUGAUAUGGGGUUGUAACUUACAGUGAGGUAAAAACGUUUAUUAAUUAAAUAAUAAUUGGCUCUACUGCUAGUCUGGUUUGUAAUUUUUUCCCUCGCUGUUUUAAUGAAUGUACACUGUCAUCAGCAUAUCACACUACUGCUGUAUUCAAAAAGUGCUGACGUUUGAAACAUUAAAAGUGAUGGCUUUGCCGUUAAAAAAGAAA
Molecule: messenger RNA, 19452 nt
Organism: Asterias rubens (European starfish)
Lineage: Eukaryota; Metazoa; Echinodermata; Asteroidea; Forcipulatida; Asteriidae
Product: ankyrin-2-like
Exons: 61
Coding region: 491-16048 (5185 amino acids)
Biological process (GO): protein localization to T-tubule; signal transduction; regulation of cardiac muscle contraction
Cellular component (GO): T-tubule
Molecular function (GO): protein binding
Source: RefSeq, a predicted model, not a curated record